Molecule: messenger RNA, 5389 nt
Organism: Strongylocentrotus purpuratus (purple sea urchin)
Lineage: Eukaryota; Metazoa; Echinodermata; Echinoidea; Camarodonta; Strongylocentrotidae
Product: DNA repair protein RAD50
Exons: 40
Coding region: 82-4032 (1316 amino acids)
Biological process (GO): double-strand break repair; telomere maintenance via telomerase; chromosome organization involved in meiotic cell cycle
Cellular component (GO): Mre11 complex; condensed nuclear chromosome; nucleus
Molecular function (GO): double-stranded telomeric DNA binding; single-stranded telomeric DNA binding; G-quadruplex DNA binding
Source: RefSeq, a predicted model, not a curated record
UACCCGCGCAAUGCGAAAUACGUGCAUGCUCCGCGGAUAGGUCGUCGCGGUGUGAGCGAAGGAAGUCGAUUUGUCAGAAAUAUGUCGUCUGUUGAGAAAUUGAGCAUUCAAGGAAUCAGGAGUUUUGGGCAAGAUGAUGGUGACCGUCAAGUCAUCCAGUUCUUCCAUCCUCUAACACUCAUCGUGGGUCAAAAUGGAGCGGGGAAAACGACGAUUAUUGAAUGCCUGAAAUACAUCUGUUCAGGUGAAUUCCCUCCAGGGAGCAAGGGAGCAGCUUUCAUACAUGACCCUAAGGUGGCUCAUGAGACGGAGGUCAAAGCUCAGGUCAAGUUGCGUUUCAAGGACAAGGCGGGGAAGGAUGUCGUUGUUACCAGAAGUUUGGUAGCUACUCAAAAGAUAAAGAAAAUUGAAUUCAAAUCUUUGGAAGGAACUAUUCUGAGAGUGGACAACUUUGGAGAGAAACACAGCAUCAGUUCAAGAUGUGCAGAAAUAGAUCGAGAGAUGGUGGAGAGUCUUGGUGUGUCCAAACCAGUUCUUAGCAAUGUCAUCUUCUGCCAUCAGGAAGACGCUAACUGGCCUCUCAGUGAUGGGAAGACACUCAAAGGAAAGUUUGAUGAGAUAUUUGCUGCCACCAGGUACAUCAAGGCUCUCGAAACAAUCAGAAAGUUAAGGACAGAGCAGAGCGGUCAAAUCCGGGAGUACAUACUAGAGACGAGACAUCUGAAAGACUGGAGAGAAAAGGCUAAGCAGCUAUCCAGAGAAUUAGAUGACAAGAAGGCAAGAUUGGAAGCAGCCGAAGGAUCAGUCACAAAAAUCAAUGAUCAGCUAAAACCAGUCGAGGAACAAUAUGAUGACCUUGUAAGGAAAUCCUAUCAGAUUACAAAGCUGGCAAACGAAGUCGCUAAAAACGAAGGAGAGAAGGACCAGCUGAUAAAGGGCAUGAAGAGUGUGGAAGACCAGCUGGAAAUCAUCUUCCAAGGGUCUGUUGAUGAAUUAAGAAGGAUCUACAGCGCUCAUCAGAGUAAGAUUACUGAGAAAGAACAUCAACUUCAAGAGAAUGAGGGUAAGAAGAGGAUACUUCAGGAGUCAGCGCAGAGGACAUCAAGUGAGAAAUCCAAGCUACUCGUCAUUCAAGGAGUCCUUCAACAAGAAGCUCAGCAACAACAAGAGACGAUCCGUCGACGAGACCAUAGGAUGCGUGGCCUAGCGACCCAGCUUCAUCUCCUUGGUUACAGUGAGACGGGAGAGUUUACCUCCAGCAGGGCGGGUGAUUUCAUGGAGGAGGUGAAGGAAUGGACGGAGGCUCAGAGGGGAGAAGCAGAGAGAAUCAAGAUUCAGCAUGAAGAGAAGGAGAAGGGGGUUGACAAACAGUCACAGGAUCUCAGAGCUACCUACACAGGUCUAGAGACAACCAUUAAGAUGAAGAUGGCUACCAUUAAUGAUAAUACCUCUAAGCUGCGAGAGAUCAAGGGAGAGCUAAGCACGAUGGGAGAGAGUUCACAGAGACUCAAGGAGCUAGAGAAUGAGAAGAAAACAGCUGAGAGUGAGCUCACUCAGUUAGAGGGCAGUCUCAAUGUUGAUGACAUCAAACAAGAGAUUGAUUCUUUACAGAGAGAAGCAAAGCAGUAUGAUAAGAGGAUGUCUCAGCUCACGAAUGAGUUGACAACCAUCUCAUCUCAGUCACAGGCUAGAGCUAAACUUGAGAUGAUGCAGAAAGAGAAAACUAUCAAAGAGAAUCAGAUAAGAAGCCUGAGAGGAAAGCGUGAUGAAGAAAUGUUGCAUCUUCUUGGUCACUUCCCAUCAGAGAACAUUAGAACCAAGCUCUCCAAUUACCUUGUUGAGAAGACAGAAGAGGUGAAGAGAUGUAAUAAUAAACUUCAGCAUGCCAGGAUGGAUCUCUCAGCUAAGCAGGCCAACAAGAAAACAAUCAUGGACCAAUUGAAGAAGAAAGAAGAUGAACUGAGAAGCAACACAGAUCAGCUGAUGUCGGCUUGUGGAAGUGAAGAUAUCGAUGAAUCUAUUCAACAAAUCACACAAUCUAUCAACAGUCUUCAGAAUGAGCGUGGAGCGUUGACAGGUAGCAAGCAUCUGUUUGAUCGAUACAUCCAAUCUUUGCAACGAACUGAUGCACUCUGUCCUCUCUGUCAUCGUGGCUUUGAUUCAGGAGUAGAGGUCCAGGAACUCGUUCAAGAGCUUCAAGACAAACUUCGCCUGGCUCCAAGCAAGCUAGCAGAAAAGGAACGUACCAUUACGAAGCAGAGGGAAAAAUCUGAUCGUCUGUUGGUACUCAGACCAAUUAAGGAUGCUGCAAAGAAGCUGUCAGAGCGAGAGAUCCCAGACCUCAAACUGAAGUUAUCUGCUGUCAAUGCUGAUAUUGAAAAACUCAAUGCAACCGUUAUGGAGGCUGAAGAUAACGUCAGUAUGUUGCAGGUUGAUGAAGCGAUGGCGAGGGAUAUGAAACCAGAUAUCCAGAUACUAGAGAAGACCCUCACAGAGCUCCGAGACCUAGAACGCAAGAUUGGAGAACAGUCCAAGUACUUCUCAGGAUCAGAUAUAAGCAGAACUCUUCAACAAGUCAACACCGAGACAGCAGAAGUCAAGAUCAAGUUGAAUACAGUGAGGAGUACCCUAGAGUUGAAGCAACGUCAGAGACAGGAACAUGUUGACAAUGUAAACAUGAUGAGAAUCAGCAUCAAUAGCAUCACCAGUGAGACACUUCGUCUAUCUGCUAAGCUUCAGAAGAGAGAGAAACUAGAGAGUGAGCAAGCAGAACUGAGUACAAACACUAGAACAUUCCAAAGAGAAAUAGAGGAUUCCAGACAAGAACAGAGACCGAUCAAGGACAAGCUUCAGAAGUUAGCUCAAGAUAAAGUUGCUAUCACUCAGAAGAAAGAGAGUGAAAUCAAAGAAAUCAGAGAGAAGAUUGAUGAGGUCCAGCAGCAGCUGAGAGAUAUCCGUGCAGGGACAUCAAACAUUGCAAAGUAUGUGACGGAUGGGAAGGAGUCUAAAUUGGAUGAUGUAGAGGUGAAGAUCAUGGACCUUAAUGAGAAGCUUACUAAAUUGGGUGAGGAUCUAAGUCUAAUGACAGCUACUAUUGAACAACUCAAAGAUGACAUCAGUAAUCAGAAGGUGAAAGAGAUGGAGUUAGGGAACAACAUGCGCCUGAAAAAGUACCAGCAAGAGGUUGAGAAGAAGAGCGGUGAGAUAGAGAAGCUUCAGGAGAAACUAGGUGGUUAUAAUCUGAUCACUAUCGAGAGAGAGAAGACAGAGAUGGAGAAGAAGAAAGCUUCUCUUAAUAGAGAGAAAAAUCAGCUUGAUGGGAGAUCUACGGAGUUGAGGAAGGAGGUCACGAGACAAGAGAGGGAGCUAGAGAGCGACUCGUACAAGAAUGCCGAGAAAAACUACAAUGAUAUGAUGAUCAAAUGUAGGACAACAGAGAUUGCCAACAAGGAUUUGGACAAAUACUACAAUGCUCUAAAUAGUGCUAUCAACACUUAUCACAGUCAGAAGAUGUCAGAGAUCAACAAGAUUGUACGAGAUCUGUGGCGCAUGACAUACAAGGGAAGCGAUAUUGACUUCAUUGAGAUAUGCGCUGAUGAUGAGACGGGAGCUUCUACCACUCAACGGAGGCAGUACAAUUACAGGGUUGUCAUGGUGAAAGGAGACACAGCUCUGGAUAUGAGAGGAAGAUGCAGUGCAGGUCAAAAGGUGCUCGCUUCUCUCUUGAUACGGCUUGCCCUAGCAGAGACGUUCUGUUUGAGUUGUGGAAUCUUAGCGCUAGAUGAACCCACUACAAACCUUGAUAGAGACAACAUUGAGAGCUUGGCACAUGCACUUGUAGACAUCUUGAAGAGUCGAGAGAACCAAAGGAACUUCCAGCUGCUGAUCAUCACUCACGAUGAAGAGUUUGUUGAGCUGCUUGGUCACUCAGACUACACUGAUAAUUACUAUCGAGUCACCAAAAAUAACGAUUACAAGUCAACUGUCGUGAAGUAUGACAUCGCCACUCUGCAAGCAACACAGCCGGUUUAGCUACUUGACCCAACAAUAAAAUGAAAAUCUGCUUUCUGCGAGUAAAUCCUUCCAUAAAGUACGAAGAAUUUCUUGUUAUAGACUGAAUGAAAUAACUUUUCAUUGUAACAUUCCUUUUGAAUGCAGAAUCAACGUAGAUUCUAAGAUUGUGCCAAGUGUGAUUGCACAAGAUCUCUUCAUUAGACUGUCAUAGCAUGUAAAAAGUGUGGGCAGUUUCAGGCAAUUUAGUGUGAUGACAACUAGAGAAUGGUAGAUUUAGAGCAGUCUGGGCUCCAUAAGGGGUAAGAAGGAAAUACCUUUUGAAGAUAAUUUGAAGAUACUUUGUUAAAUAUCAAGUAGUGCACUUAGUGUAUAGAUGCCUCAAAGGGGCUGUUAGGUUUGUAACAAUGUCAAAGAAGCAGUAGUAAAAAUAAUGAGUACAAAAGCCCAUGGAUUUACGUGGAAGUACGUACAAUUUUUUUCCAUCUUUCAACCUUCUAGGUUUGUAGGUCAUGUGGACCUUGUAGAAGAGAUACAUUCAAACUACUUGUAUGUUCUCAAAUAUCCACUUAUUUAUGGUUCAUGAGAAUUGAGGCCAAAAUAGAGAUAAAGUGCUGUAAAGAUUUUUCCAUUAGAAAUGGUAUUUUCAUGUAUUAUGUAUCUUUUCAUUAUGUAGAAAAAAGAGUGAUGAGACUGUAGCGAUGAGACCAUACCUGAUAGUCUUGUACCAUUGGAUGGUAAUCUUUGAUUAAUCCAUUGUAGAGAACCUGGUACCCGUCUUACAGAUAGAUGUAGAUGAUUGAAAUUGAUGGUAACUCAAUAUUAAUCAAACCACCUAUGUGCUCAAGGGAUUAGAGAGUUUGAAAUUGUGUGAUUGCUUGGAGGACUUGCAGUCAAUCCAGAUUAAACACAACUCGUACUAAGACUGGGCCUAGAUUUGUAUAUUGAGGGAUGAAAUUCAUCUCUAUGUAAACCAUCCUGUUCCACAUUCCUCUUUCAUGUGUCUUGUCUGUUAGCCAUGUCAUGAAAAGCAACCCAUUUAAGAGCCGGUACAACUAUAACAUGUACAUGUAUGGCUAUGUAGCUGUAUUUCUAAAUAUCCAGCCUGAUGUUAGUUCACAAGUACCAUUUUAAGUGAUGAUUUUUUGUUUUUGUUGAAUAACUUGGUAGAAAGUUAUGUAGGAUUGUAGAUUUUUUUAGUCAAUUUGUAUGCGUUUGUUUUUUAAAACUUUGAAAAGAAAAAAGUUAAAAUAAGUGUGCUUUGUUUAGUAAGAUGAAGUGUAGUUUGAGAUUGUGCUAAUUCAUGUGCCAAAUUUCGUUUCCCUGGAAGAAAAUUUUGAGGGAAAUUUCAUUCCUUAUCUGCUUCGGUCAUUGAAUG